This is a messenger RNA of Pseudomassariella vexata, 1125 nucleotides long. RefSeq lists its product as uncharacterized. The transcript is spliced from 7 exons. The coding region runs from base 1 to 1125 and encodes 374 amino acids. NCBI's taxonomy places the organism in Eukaryota, Fungi, Ascomycota, Sordariomycetes, Amphisphaeriales, Pseudomassariaceae. Gene Ontology annotation, molecular function: hydrolase activity, hydrolyzing N-glycosyl compounds. The record is from RefSeq and is a predicted model, not a curated record.
AUGUCUGAGAGGAGGAAAAUUCGUGUGUCUCUAGUACGUUACCUCACCUAUGCGAACCAAUUUGAAACCGAAGGCCUAGUCCCUACCACCUCGAUAUGGUUACCAGACCGGACCUGUCCCUCCGACAUGCACAAAAUAGUCGACGGCUACGCAGCCGCCGUAUCUAACCUAAAUGCGCACACGCACCCAGACUACCCCUACCCACCCGUCUCUUACGUGAAGAGCUUGGUGCUAUGCUGGGGCGGGAUCAACGUCCUUGCGCAGACCCCACAUCAGAUCCGAAAACAGCACGACGCAGUCAAAUCCGACUCAUUGCGCUCCAAGAUCCGAGUCUAUGCGAUUUCGGGCCAAGGCGAUUUCUCGGCCUGGCUACGGAGCGAGUUCCCCGAUGCGUUUUACAUUUCAAGUAUCCAUGCUUGGAACCAAUAUGGUCUGGCCACAUGGGCGGAGAUAUCGGGCGAAGCGCACUACGGGUUUGACGAGGGUGGGCCGGACGGGAGCAAGAUUAGCAAGGAAUGGGUCAAAGAGAAUAUCCAGAUCGGCCCGCUGGAGCGCACAUAUACGGACCCGGAAUUUGUGUUUGAGGGUGAUACGCCGACGUUUCUGGGAUGCCCGGCUUUUGGGUCGUGGGGAGGCAGGUACGGGAGGACAGACCCGAGUAAGCGCGUUAGGCACUACGGGGAUGCGGCGGAUCGCGUAGUUGGCGCCGAUGGAAGAACGUAUAAGUCGAAUCAAGCUACGGUUUGGCGGAUUAGGUGGUCCAUGAUAGGGGAGUUUGAGAAGGUCAAUCAUCAUCCGGUAGUGUUGGUCAAUGAACAUGAGGGGCUUGAGCCCCUCUGGCUCGAGGUAGAAGCUGGGAAGAGUGUGAGGUUGGAUGUGCUUAGGUGGUUCCAGUAUGAAGAGCCGAGCGUCGAGGUGUGGAGUGCGCAUAAGUUCACUGCGAAACUGGAGAUUGAAGAAGUACUUGAGCCAGAUGGCCGGGUUUUCGUGGUUCGAGUCCCGCUGGCAGAUAAAUGCUGUGUUGAGUUCAAGACGUGGAAACCUGUGACUCGUGGUCAAGUGCUGCAUAUUUUGGCUACGUACAACCGGGUCUUAAUACAGACGGUGAAUUCGAGUGUUAAAUGA